Bacillus rossius redtenbacheri is the source of this 2054-nucleotide messenger RNA. RefSeq names its product zinc finger BED domain-containing protein 4-like. The record is from RefSeq and is a predicted model, not a curated record. The coding region runs from base 138 to 2015 and encodes 625 amino acids. Gene Ontology annotation, molecular function: protein dimerization activity; DNA binding. Lineage: Eukaryota; Metazoa; Arthropoda; Insecta; Phasmatodea; Bacillidae. The transcript is spliced from 2 exons.
AGUUGAAAACUGAUCACUACCGGGAUGUGUGUAAUUAAAUGCAAUAUUAGGCGUGGAUAUUUUUGCGAGCAGAAUCAUAAAGUAGUUUUCAAAAAUCAGGUUUUAUGUUGUGAAAGUAAUACGUUUUGAGUGUUGAGAUGGAUGCCACAUCAUCUCAUUCUUCGCAGUUUUCAGGAAAGUCAGUAAUUUGGAACUUUUACAACAAGCAUGGCAGUUGUGAUGCAGUGUGCAAAACAUGUUUCAAAUCUCUGAAGACUCCAACUGGUUCCACUACAAGUUUGAUUCGUCAUUUAGAGAAGCAUUCUAAUGAACUUAACCUCUACAAGAAACUAAAGGAAGAACAUUCAACAAGAACACCUUCACAGAAACGAAAAAUAAAUGACAAUUUCAAGCAAACGACCCUUGGUGAAGCAUUCCAGAAGCCAGCAAAGUUCCCUCGGGAUCAUGCCCGAGCAAAAGAAAUCACAAUGUGUAUAGGAAAAAUGAUGGCAACAGAUUUCCAGCCCUACACAAUAGUUGAAGAUUACGGUUUCAAACAACUCUGUGAAACCAUGGAGCCGCGGUACAACCUGCCAUCAGCAACUACAUUUUCAAGGUCUGUAAUCCCAGCAUUGUUUGAUGAGCAGUCAAAGAUCCUUAAAGAUGAAUUGGUGACUGACAUUGAAGGGAGCAUAUUUUCUUUGACCUUCACAACUGAUAUGUGGACCUCUCGGAGUGGAGAAGGAUAUAUAUCCCUGACUUCUCACUACAUAACAAACAACUUUCAGCUCAAAAAACAUGUGUUAAGCAUUUCACAUUUUCCGGGAAAUCAUACUGGAGAGGCCAUUAGUUCAAAACUGACAGAACUUCUUCACACGUGGGGCCUUGCUGAGGUGACUGUCCCUAUAUAUGUUGUCUCUGAUAAUGCAAGAAACAUAGUGAAUGCUGUUUCACUUUCUGGAUAUGAACACAUACAGUGUUUUGCUCAUUUGCUUCAACUUGCCAUCAGUGAUGCAAAGAAAGGUCUCGGUAUCAUUGAUUUGCUUGCUUCUGCCAGAAAUAUAGUGACGUAUUACAGUCAUAGCAAUGUGGCUAGGGAAAGGCUGCACUCCAAACAAAAACAAGGAGGUUUUCCAGUUCAUGAACUGAUUCAGAUGGUCGACACCAGAUGGAACAGUGAAUAUCUGAUGCUUUCAAGGUUGCUAGAACAAAAGCAACCUGUCAUGGCUGAUUUGGUAGAAAAUGGUAGGGAUGGACUGUCGGCCAAGGAUUGGAAGAUGGCAGAAGGUAUGGUGCAAGUGCUUCAGCCAAUCUAUGAAGCCACUAAAGAAAUGUGUGUAGACAGACUUCCAACAUUACCCAUGGUGAUUCCAGUUUUGAUUGGAAUCGAUAGUGUUUUAAAGAAACACAUUGAUGCAAGUGGAGCUGGUUCAGCUGUGUUGUUUGCAAAACAACUGAAGCAGUGUGUUUGGUCGAGAUUCCCGGAAUACAAAAAGAAUAAAGUGUAUAGGACCGCCAUGAUGCUUGAUCCUAGAUUCAAGGCCGUUCUUCUUGACAAGUAUGAAAAAGACUUAGGAAUGCAUGAAAUAAGUAAAGAAGCCCUAGAAAUGAAAAGUUGUAAUAUGCAGCCCUCCUCACAAAGUGUUACUAAUGAAAGUAAAUCAAGUGUACCUACAAGCAGCAGUGAUAGUAGCAAUAUCUGGUCUGUUUUUGAAGAAAUGAAAGGACAGCAAUCUACAACACCUGAAGUGCAGAGCAUUGAGAGAGAUCUUCAGAUCAGGACUUUUUUCAGGGAGGGCACUAUUCCCCGCUCAGAAAAUCCAUUGGCAUGGUGGUGCCAAAAUGAAUCAAAAUUCCAUUUACUUGCACCAGUGGCAAAAAAGUACUUGGGGAUUCCUGCUACACAAGUAGCAAGCGAGAGACUGUUUUCUUCUGCAGGAAAUACAGUUACUUCAAAGAGAGAGAAUCUCUUGCCACAACAUGUGGAACAACUAAUUUUUUUGCAUGAGAGACUUUUACCUAACCAAAGUUGUUAAAAUAAUUUUGUAAAAAUCUUCCCUCGUUUUAAAUUGUAA